UUACGUAGUAUGGAUAAAAAUACCUGGAAAUACCUAGAAAUACUUAGCAAUACCUGGAAAUACAUAGAAAUACAUAGAAAUACGGAAAUACAGAAAUACGCUUUUCCCCCCUAGUUCUGAUAUCACCAAAACUAAGAUCAGAACCUUCUUCGCUUAUAUAUGCCCACUCUGCCUUCUCAUAGACACACAAAGCAACUACAUAUUGUUUCACAUUUAAAUCAUAUAAGGAUUGUGCUAACAACUUCUUUUUGUCUGAUUUAGUUAUUUUCGAUCGACAUCAUUUGGAGUUGGAAUCGGUGUUCCUGGUGUAAUUAAUGUUGCAGUAGGGUAUAGUGAAACAUUGAAACAAAUUCAAGAAGCCAUAACAAAAAGUGAGAAAGCCGUCGGAAUAUCAACAAUAUGGUGGGGUCUUUAUUCAGUUCAACUUGCUCCGCCUUUUCUUCUUAAAUUGGAUCCAAUUUUUAUUCAAAGUGUUGAUUUAUUAGCAUCUGAAGCAUCGAAUCCAUCUAAUGAAGAAAAUCAAAUAUAUUAUAAUCAAUUUAUUGAAACAUUUGGAACACAUUAUGUUUCUCGUAUUAUAGUUGGUGGUACAGCUCAUUUAUAUACAUUAAUGGACCAAAGUUAUUACAAAGAAUCUUCAUAUGAAGAAAGAACAAGUCAAGUUAGUUUAAUGUUUCAAUAUAAACAAUAUAAUGGUCAAAUUGGAUCCAAUUCAAAUGAAAUUUGGGCUUCAAUGAAAGAAAAAUUUAGGACUACUUCAUCUACAUUAUCUAUUUUUCGACCUCCAGUAGCAAGUAAAGAAAAUAAAUCAGAUUGGGAAACAUGGCAAAAUGUAGCUGGUAAUUAUCCAGUUGUAAUUAAUCGAACAUUAUUUUCUAUUCAUGAUUUAAUCAAAGAUAAACCAACGGUUCGAGAACAUUUACGUAAAACAAUAGAAUUUUAUUUACAAAAAGGCGUAAUGCCAACAUUAGCUGAAUUGAAUGGUCAAAGUAAAAGUCGUAAUUCUUUAAUAUCACCAAAACCUCAAGGUUCUAUAAUUGGACUUGAUGUUGUUGGUUGUGGAUAUGAUCCUCUUUUGUUAGAAAGUAAAUAUUGUAUAUUUGAUCAAAGUAAUUUCACUGAAAAUGAACCAUGGUCAGAUCCAUAUAAUAAAACAUUAAUGUAUUCAAUACCUAAUGGAUGGUUUGCUGUUAAUACUCCUGAAUCAUUGACAUUGGAUGGUUCAAUUUUAGUAACAUCUGUAGAAGAUUAUUUUCGUCAGACAAGAACAGUUACUGUUAGAAAGUCAGGUGGUUUUAUAGGUAUUGGACAAAAACGUAUUCAAAGAACAGUAACUGAAUUUUAUCGUCGUUUCUAUCAAGAUUAUUAUAAUUUAGUACUUCGAAUGAAACAAAUGGGUUGGUAUACAUUAUCAGUAUCAGCAUUUCCAUAUCCAAAAUUAAAUCCAACAGCUCAAGUCGCCUUUGAUAAUUUACCAACACAUUUUGAUGUAAAAGAUUUAAAAAUUUGGCAAGAUUUUUUCGAUAUAUUUGGAACACAUGUUGUUGUAUCAUCUAAUAUGGGUGGUCAAGUUUGGGCAGAAACAUGGUAUGAAAAAUGUUUAACUUAUGAACAUACACAAACAUGGAUUGAUGAACAAGUAACAACGAAUUGGUUAUUUUUCAUAUCAAGCAGAGGUACACACGAUUAUAGACAACAAGUCGAUGAACGUUUUCGACAAUAUNUCUCAUAA
Rotaria sp. Silwood2 is the source of this 1732-nucleotide messenger RNA. Lineage: Eukaryota; Metazoa; Rotifera; Eurotatoria; Philodinida; Philodinidae. The record is from the annotation of a GenBank genome assembly.